This is a messenger RNA of Miscanthus lutarioriparius, 297 nucleotides long. NCBI's taxonomy places the organism in Eukaryota, Viridiplantae, Streptophyta, Magnoliopsida, Poales, Poaceae. The record is from the annotation of a GenBank genome assembly.
AUGGCGGCGGCGGGCGGCGGCGCAGGAGGGAAGGUGUCCUUCAAGAUCAUCCUCACCUCCGACCCCAAGCUCCCUUUCAAAGUGUUCAGCGUGCCCGAGGCGGCGCCCUUCACCGCGGUGCUCAAGUACGCCGCGGAGGAGUUCAAGGUCCCGCCCCAGACCAGCGCCAUCAUCACCAACGAUGGAGUUGGCAUCAAUCCCCAGCAAAGUGCAGGCAACGUGUUUCUGAAACAUGGUUCGGAGUUGCGCCUCAUCCCCCGCGACAGAGUUGGCGCUAUGGUUGUGCCUUCCUAUUAG